This is a messenger RNA of Gavialis gangeticus (Gharial), 1498 nucleotides long. RefSeq names its product intraflagellar transport 27 (gene IFT27). NCBI's taxonomy places the organism in Eukaryota, Metazoa, Chordata, Crocodylia, Gavialidae. The coding region runs from base 65 to 625 and encodes 186 amino acids. The transcript is spliced from 8 exons. Gene Ontology annotation, cellular component: Golgi apparatus. Gene Ontology annotation, molecular function: GTP binding; GTPase activity. The record is from RefSeq and is a predicted model, not a curated record.
GCCCCUUCCCCGAGAGGUGAGGCUGUUGCUAGGAAACCGCCGAGGCCUGAGGCGCGUGCGGAGCAUGGCGAAGCUGGCCGCCAAGUGCCUGCUGGCCGGUGACCCAGCAGUGGGAAAGAGUGCCUUGGCCCAGAUGUUCUGCAACGACGGAUCUCACUUCCAGAAGAAUUACACGAUGACAACAGGCAUGGAGCUAUUGGUGAAGAAUAUAGCUAUUCCAGAGACAAACAAUAGCGUGGAACUCUUCAUUUUUGAUUCAGCAGGCAAGGAAUUAUUUUCUGAGGUGCUGGAGAAACUGUGGGAGCAGCCCAAUGUUCUUUGUAUUGUGUAUGACGUGACCAGUGAACAGUCUUUCAACAACUGUGCCAAAUGGUUGGAAAAGCUGAGGGCACAGGCACUUGGAAUGAACCUUCCAGGUGUGUUGGUAGGGAAUAAAACAGACCUUAUUGGUCGUCGAGUUGUGGAACAGAAACAGGCACAGGAGUGGGCUCAGAACCAUGGCUUGGAAUACUGUGAGACGUCAGUGAAGGAGAUGGAAAACUUUGAAGCCCCUUUCCACAUCCUGGCAAACUCAUUCCAUCGACUAUACCAAGAGAAGGUGGAAAGCUUUCAUUCACUAGUGUGAGGUCUUUGCAUAUAUCAACUUGCUUAGCCCCUAUGGGGCGUCUUCGAACAGAAGAAACCCUGGUUGCACAGAAUCCCACAGACUGGAAAAUAAGAGAUGAGACAUUUUUUUCUUGUGAUGAUCUGAUGAUUCAAAUUAAACCAAAAAUAAACAUGUGGAAAGGCAGCUUUUCCAGGGAUUCUUUCCUCAGGUUUCUUCCUCUGUUACAUCCCCUUCUCUGGGUUUGGGUUGUGUGUGUGGCAGGGAUGGAAUACAGCCUAGAAAUGUUUGGCUUCCUGCUUUGAUAUUUCCCCAUUUCUUAUCUGAAUGGCAUUUCUGCUGCUAAAACCAAGGGUCUGGUGGUUUCAGGAAGGAGUCAGGAAGCUACUGGGGGAUUUGCACAUUAAAUAGUCCAAUACUGAUAUAUGUAUUGGAGGUAGGAGUGAUGUAGGCCAUCCACUUGGAAAACACGUGGCUGGAAUAGACUUGAGGACAGAGUCUUCUGAGAAGUGCCCAGAACUGGUGGCAAGAAGUCUGUCCUAUGCAGAGACUGAUUUUGAAUUGGAUAUAGUUCUGAGAAAUGAUGCUGUCGGAUUCAUCACCUUGCACAGAGUUGUUUCUAACUAAUGUCUGGUUUUGACUUCUCAGAGUCUAGUUUUUACACCAAUUUGGCUCUUUUCCUCUGCCUGUUAGAAACUGUCUGGCUGCCAAGAGUUUUUCUGCUGUACCUCUGUACUUCUUGCAACACAGUGCCCUCUGCUGGUCCCAGAUUGCACACUUUCCUCAAAAGCUGCAACUGGUGUAGAAAGAGACUCUCAAUGGUAUGCAUUUGAGAAUUACGCCCUUACCAUCUCUCCCCACAUUCCAGAUAAAAUCCUCUUUAUUUUGUCCUUA